Messenger RNA from Meloidogyne enterolobii, 747 nucleotides. NCBI's taxonomy places the organism in Eukaryota, Metazoa, Nematoda, Chromadorea, Rhabditida, Meloidogynidae. The record is from the annotation of a GenBank genome assembly.
AUGGUCUCAUCUCCCCUUCGAGUUGAUUACAGCUAUUAUUCAUUUAUUAUAAAAGGUCUAUCAGCCUUUAAUCAUCUAUCAUCUAUUGGUUUACACAAUGUCCAAAUAUUUGAAGCUUCAAAUAGAGUUGGUGGAAGAGUUUAUCCCUUGGAAUUUGGAAUAUUUCUUCAACAAGGCGCUGAAUUUAUCAAUGGAGAAGAUAAUGCAAUUUAUAAAGCUGCCAGACGACUUGGGUUAAUUACAGGAGAAGUGGACGAUUCUGCUCUAAUCUCUGAAGAUGCACAAUUUGUUUCUUCUCCAAAUUGUCAAAUUUCUCAAGACAAAUUAAACAAAUUUGCAGAGUUUAGCUCUUUUCUCGAAUUGAAAUAUGCUGAAAUGGCUAUGGAUAAUCGAGAGAUUUGGAGCAAAACAGUCGCUCAAGUUUUUGAUAGAGAUUAUGAUGAAUUUUUGAGGAAGAUGAACGCCUCAAAAGAAGAUAGACUUCAAUAUGACAGUCUCGCCAAAAUUUACCGUGGAUAUUAUGAAGGAGAAUGGUCUGCCCCUAUAGACAAAUUGGCCCUUCACAAUUAUGUUAAAUGGAAAGAUGGAAGUAAAUCUUUCCCUUUCAGUUCAUUUACCUUAAAUUCACGUGGUUAUGCCCCUAUUUUGGCUGAAUUGGUCGAGAACGUGCCUGUCAAUAAAUUAAAUUUAAAUUCACGUGUUGUACAGAUUGAUUAUAGAGGUGAGGAGGAGAGAGGAAAUAAUUAA